Messenger RNA from Didymosphaeria variabile, 1788 nucleotides. RefSeq lists its product as uncharacterized. NCBI's taxonomy places the organism in Eukaryota, Fungi, Ascomycota, Dothideomycetes, Pleosporales, Didymosphaeriaceae. Gene Ontology annotation, biological process: carbohydrate metabolic process. The record is from RefSeq and is a predicted model, not a curated record. The coding region runs from base 1 to 1788 and encodes 595 amino acids. Gene Ontology annotation, molecular function: hydrolase activity, hydrolyzing O-glycosyl compounds. The transcript has a single exon.
AUGGCGGGUGUGGGACACACAGCGCCUGCUACAGAGGUUUCUAGUAGCAAGAGACGGGAAUACAUCAAUCCGAUCAUACCAGGAUGGAACUCUGACCCCAGUUGUGUUUUCGUUAAAGAGCAUGACAAUACGCUCUUCUGCACGACUUCUUCUUUUCUCGCCUACCCUGGGGUUCCGGUGUAUGCUUGCAAGGACUUUACCAAUUGGAAACUCGCUUCCCACGCCAUUGCCCGCCCCGAUCAGCUUCCCGAGCUCGCCACGAGCGGUGGAGGACCAGGGCAGCAAAGCGAGGGUAUCUGGGCUUCGACAAUUCGAUACAGAAAUGGAACGUUUUAUCUGAUCACGAGUUAUAAUAACUGGCGGCCAUGGAGUCCUAAGAUUCUCUUAUUCAGGACGACGGAUCCGUUCAAAGAUGGCUGGGAGGGCCCGUUGAGGAUGGAAGACCCAGGCGACGAUAUUGACCCCGACCUGUUCUGGGAUGACGAUGGAAAGGCCUACGUAUCUGUCGCUGCUGGUAUUUAUAUCUGGGAAGCAGAUCUCACGACGGGAAAAGCUAUCGGCGAUACGUUCAAAGUAUGGAAUGGAACAGGUGAUCGGAACCCGGAAGGACCACAUUUAUACAAGAAAGACGAUUUUUAUUAUCUGCUCAUUGGUGAGGGGGGAACUGAGACAAAUCACUCAGUCACAAUCGCUCGCUCGAAAAGCAUCCGAGGGCCAUACGAGGGCUACGAAAAGAACCCGAUCUUGACAGCCAAGAACACCGACAAUUACUAUCAGACGGUUGGCCAUGCUGAUCUGUUCGAAGACGCCUCAGGAAACUGGUGGACUGUUGCUUUGAGCACUCGAUCCGGUCCUGAAUGGCUCAACUACCCCAUGGGACGCGAGACCGUUCUGACACCUGCGACAUGGAAGAAAGGCGAAUGGCCAGUCAUCGAACCUGUCCGCGGGAAACAGUCUGGUCCACUACCACCAAUUAACAGAAAAGUCCCCGGAAGUGGACCUUGGAUAGAUGAGCCUGAUGUUGUAGAUUUCAGACCCGGAAGCGCACUUCCACGUCAGUUUGUCCACUGGAGAAUCCCAAAAGAAGACCUUUUCACCAUCUCCCCGCCUGACCAUCCAAACGCCUUGCGCAUGUCUCCUUCCCGGGUCAAUCUCACAUCUGACGCAACUUACCAACCUACUGAAGAAGGUCUUGGUUUCAUAGCGCGCAAGCAGACCAGCACAAAAUUCUCCUUCAGCGUCAAUCUCUCUUUCAAGCCUACGACAAGCAGCGGUGAGGCAGGUAUCACUGUAUUCCUCACACAAUUGCAACACAUUGAUCUCAGCAUCGUGAACCUUCCAGGCAGCUCAGACAAUAAGACUCUCGCGCCCCAUUUGAAAUUCGGCGUCGAAGCGUCUGGGAAACCUAACGAGACGGUCCCAGAAACAAACACAAUCCCCAUCCCGCGAUCAUGGCUUUCACAUCCGAUAAACCUGAAAGUCGAGGCUGUGGAUGAAUACAAGUACGUUUUCUCGGCUGCGUCUACGAAUCAUGCAUCGCAAGUCGUCCGCGUGGGUGAUGCGGAUGCAACUAUUGUAUCCGGAGGAAGUGGGCCGUUUACAGGUAAGUUGUGGAGACUCAAAGAAGGAUUUGCGAAGCUAAUUCUGACAGGUACACUCGUUGGUGCCUUCAACACUAAGAAUGGCAACGAAGCUGAAACUGCCCCUGCGUACUUUAGUCGAUGGAUAUACACUCCAAUCGCGCAAGCGGUUGACGAGGGAGUCUACGUCUCGGCGUCUCACAACUAG